AUGACCAAACCAAGGAUUCUUCUGCUUGGAACUGUUCCCCCUGCGGACAAUCCUGACUAUGCUCUCUUUUCAAGAGAUUUUGAGGUGGUCCCCUUCGUUCCCAAAUCGAUGACUGACUUUUGUCAAAAGCUGGACACCAUUUACAACGAUAUCUCGGCGAUUUGGAUGUUUGAUUUCGUAGAGAAUACGGACAUUUCAUACGGCGCUGAGUUGGCCAGCCAUUUUCCCGAGACCCUCAAGGUUUGGGCGAUUGCGUGGGUCGGUUACGACUUCGUGGAUGGUGCUGCUUUCAGAAAAAAAGGUGUUAUCUUGACCAACACUGGCUCUGCCACUUCGCCUCAAGUUGCUGAUCUGGCGUUGUAUCACGUCCUGGCCUCAUACAGAGGAACGUCUGUUUUCGAGCGCUCACUGAGAGACCAGCUCAAUCUCUCCGAAGCGAGGAAAAUACUGGGAACCAAAGAAUUUAGUCCCGAAACCGGCUUGCCGGUUAUUCCAGUUGAUCACAGAGUCAAUUACUUUGAUUAUGGAAUGGCUAUUGGAGGUAAGGUGCUGAACACUCCUCAGGAUAGCACCGUUGGAAUUGUUGGACUAGGGGCAAUUGGCAAAGAAAUUGCUAAGCGACUGAAUGCAAUUGGUAUGUAUGUUAAUUACACCAAGAGAAGCCCUCUAAGCGAAGAGGAGGAGAAGAAGCUGGGCUUCACUGUCACUUAUCAUGAAUCUUUUGAGAAGAUGAUUCCUUACUGUGAUUGCAUUGUUUUUUGUGUGCCUCAUACUCCUAGCACUAUCCAUCUUCUAAACGAGAAAACAGCGAAGAUUCUGAAACCUGGAGUGAGAAUUGUCAACGUUGGAAGAGGAUCCGCGUUGGAUGAGAAUGUGUUGCUCCAGUGUCUUGAAGACGGAACUAUAUCCCAUGCUGGUUUGGACGUGUUUGAAUCGGAGCCAUUGGUUGAUGAGAGACUCGUGAAGAGAUGGGAUAUCACUUUGACUCCUCAUAUUGGCUCUACUACCUCAGAUAAUCCAAAACAUGCUGCUAAGGCCAAUAUGGCUGAUAUAAGCAACAUCGUACUUCAUGGUGGUAAGGGCUAUAAUACAGUUAAUUAG
This is a messenger RNA of Kuraishia capsulata CBS 1993, 1101 nucleotides long. RefSeq lists its product as uncharacterized. NCBI's taxonomy places the organism in Eukaryota, Fungi, Ascomycota, Pichiomycetes, Pichiales, Pichiaceae. The transcript has 2 exons. The record is from RefSeq and is a predicted model, not a curated record. The coding region runs from base 1 to 1101 and encodes 366 amino acids. Gene Ontology annotation, molecular function: NAD binding; hydroxypyruvate reductase [NAD(P)H] activity; glyoxylate reductase (NADPH) activity. Gene Ontology annotation, cellular component: cytosol.